AUGGAGUCUACCAAGGUAAUCAUUGUUGGUGGUGGUGCAGCCGGUCUUGCUGCUGCUAAAACACUAGGCUCAAACGUUGAUUAUUUACUCAUCGAAGCCCAAAGUUAUAUAGGUGGUCGUAUUCAUACAGUUGAUGCAGUUCCAAAUGUUAGUGUUGAUAUGGGUGCUCAAUUUAUUCAUGGAGAAGUAAAUAAUAUUCUUUAUGACAUUUGUAAACCAUUGAAUUGUAUUUUACCUGUUACAGAUAUUAAAUGUAAUGAAAUGCUUGCUAUAACAUCAGAUCAAACUACAAUUGAUCCCGAAAUAGUAAGACAAGUUUUUAUUGUUUGGGACGAAUUCUUUCAUGAUGCUCAAGCAAAAUUUGAUGACAAAACGAUACCAAUACAUGAAUCAUUUUCUGAUUAUCUUCACAAGCAUUUGAAAGAACGUUUAUUAUCUUCAAUACCUUCUUUAAACAAUUUAGUCGAUGCAUUUUGUGAUUUUUUCUAUAAAGUUGAACUUAUUGAAAAUGGUUGUUUUAAAUUAUCGGAUUUAAGUUUAGCAGAAUACGGUUCAUAUCAAUCUCUCGAUGGAUUAUUUAAAACUGAAUUUAAAAAUGGUGGCUAUCGUCCAUUUAUUUCUUAUAUGAAAUCGUUCAUAUCAAAUGAUAAUCGAAUUCGUUUAAAUUCUGAAGUAAUUCGAGUAAAAUAUCUUAAAGAAAAUCAUCAAUUACUUGUUGAUAUUCGACAUCAUAAUAAAACAUCUGAACAACAACAACUAAGUACAAUAUUAUGUGAUCAUAUCAUAUGGACAAGUUCAUUAGGUUAUUUAAAAGAAAAUUUUUCUUCAAUAUUUGCUGAUGAAAUUGAGCUAAUUGAACAAAAACGAGAUGCAAUUAAUAAUCUUGGAAUUGAUUCAAUUAAUAAAGUCAUAACGGUCUAUGAAAAAUCAUUUUGGCCAGACAAUGUUGGCGACAUUAUUCUAUUGCAUGCACAAAAACAAAAGUCAAUUCAAUUUUCUGACUCAUUGAAGAACUUAUUAAAGACAGAGAAAAUUGAUGUUCAAGUAGUUAAUACAAUUAUUGAAGCUAUUCAUCGAUAUGAAGUAUUGCCAUCAACGAAUGUUCCUAUUAUAAUCUGUUGGUUUGGUGGUCCAGCUGCUGUUUUAUUAGAAGAUCUUAGUGAAUAUAUUAUUGGUCAAAUUUGCCAUGAAGUUUUAUGUUAUUAUUUAAAUAUAUCUUCGAAAUUAAAUAAAAUAAUUCGUGUACUAAAAAGUGAAUGGAAUAAAAACAGAUUCAUUCGUGGAUCUUAUUCAUAUUAUUCCAUAAAAUCAUCGGCAAAAGAUGGAGAAAAAUUAAGAGCUGCUUACGCACCAGACGGGAUUCCACGAAUACAAUUUGCUGGUGAAGCAACAAGUGAAAGAGCUUAUGCAACUGUUCAUGGUGCAUUAGAAAGUGGUAUUCGUGAAGGAAAUAUACUUUUAUCGAUAAUGAAUAGAUAA
Rotaria sp. Silwood2 is the source of this 1479-nucleotide messenger RNA. Lineage: Eukaryota; Metazoa; Rotifera; Eurotatoria; Philodinida; Philodinidae. The record is from the annotation of a GenBank genome assembly.